CCUCCACUACCACGGGUUUUGUGCAGCUCAUCGAUGCAGACACGAAUUCUUCCUGUGCGAGUAGUGAGCGCUCGGUCACCUCCGAAUCCGUGCGGGACCUGGAGAGCCCAUUUGCACAGUCGUCCUCGUCUGGAGGUGGCUCCUCUAGCUCGUCCAGUAGCAGCGACGGCAGGGCGAAAUCGUCGAGAAGCAAGUGCGCUGCGACGCUGCCGUGUUUGCCGCAGGACAGGGGGGCUCUGGCGGAAAACAGCACGACUAGUACCCAGGUGGACACUAAAAUCCACCGCGCUUCUCGUAGUUCUAAGACGAAGAAAAGGAGCGGCCGGAAAAGCAAAAGCCAGAGCGGUGCGGCUUCUGUCGCAGUGGCUUCGAAACUGGAUAAUUUCGGGGCAAGCAAGACGCAUGACGAAGACCGACCUGCCGUGAACGCUAUGGAGGUACCCGGGAAUGCCACUGUAUCAUCCGUCGAUGUAGUUGCCACGGCCAGUACAACGGAAGACUUAAAGGCACGACCUUUUUCGGCCGCGACGAAUGGAUCGUCGUCCUCAGGAACCAACAAGAUGGUGCGUCGAAGGUCAACAAAUACCAGUGAAGAUUCUUCGGGUACCGGUUACAGUGCCGCCUCGAGCAGACCGAGCGUCGGCCAGUCCUCCGAUGGCCAUGCUGCUACCUCGUCCAGCACCGGCAGUUCCGCUCGAGUCGUUGAGCGGAGCAGUAGCAACAGAAACAGCCGGGAGUCCACGUCAAAUAUUAACGAAGACCAACACCAGAUAGACACGUUGCUGGAGGAAGAAGGAGCGGGCACGACAGACGGGCAGAGGGCAUCUGGUGCAGAACCGUCGCGACAAAAGAUCUUCAUAACCCGGACCGGAAAGAUGCUGCGCAGGAAUCCUUCCCGGACCCCUCGCUACGCGGAGGACCAAGUGUUGUCGGGAGGAGGGGUUGAGCUUGAUUUUCACUUUAGCACCCACAGUCAGCCCCGUAGCAGCGCGGAUGUCGACAUUCAUGAUGCGGACAAAGAGGUAGUCCUACCGUCCACUUCUGUUCCAUUUCCGUGCGUCGAUGACGUUGAGAAAGCUGAAACUGCCAGUGAUGUGAUGAUCGACGAGGACUAUGUAGUUAACGGACACGGGGGUGGAGAGGAGCCGCAAACAGAAACGGAUCCAGCAAAAGAGCAGGUUUUGUUGCCACACGAAAGGAGCUUUAUUGCCGAGAUGGAGAUCACACCUUCGCCCUGCGACGUUGUGUGCGUGACAGAGCAGGAGUCCAAGAGCGACAAUCAUCAUCCCGAGCUCGACGCGCCUCUUUGCAAUGUUUCCGAGCCUGGUGGCGCAACGACAGACGAGGACGCUGCUGCUCCAGAAGACCUCCCGGGCGAAAUUCUAGAUUGGACCCGCUGUUCGACCGCUAGUUUCCUCCCCUUCCGGUCCGACUACGGGGGCUUGAAGAAUCUCGGGCUCCGCGCGCCGGGACUCGGUCGCUACCAAAGAAUGGAAACUUUGGAGGAAGGGUCGCACGAAUCCGAAAACUCGAACAGCGAUACCGACCGGGGGCAGCUGCCCACGCCCAAGGUGGUCGGAAGUGGGAUGACAGGCGGGAAAAACUGGGAUACAAUCAAAAUCACCCCGCCGUCGCCAGACCGUGUGACCUUUGAAGAUGAAGGGGUGGACGUUGAUACAGCUGCUGCUGAUGUAGUCGAUCUGACCACGGAUCUUGCUGCACGGCCCGCGAAAGUUGAAACUGCUGAUGGCUGCGAAGAUGUUUGUCUUGCGGGCGAUGGCAAGGAUGAAGACAAUGACAAUGAACCUCAUCAAACUACUGCGCCAGGUCGAGGUCCUGAUGCGCAGCAUGCCAUUGGACCCCCCGCAGUUCCUUCGGCCUGUGAAGCGGAACAAAGCGAGGUCCUCUCAUCUCUCAAACAGGAUCACCAGCACAUCCACGUUCCACCAAACCCCGCGGUUCUUGCGCACGACGACAUUGCCGCCGAGCAGCAUGACCUGCCGCGGCAGUGUUCGCCCGUUUCGCCGGCGGACGAAAAUGAUCACUACUGCACGCUCUCUCCGGACCUUCGCGGCCCCACGGGCGAGAUGAUGACCCUCGUGCCGCAGCACGGGCUUUCUCCGUCUCCCGAGGAACUGCGGAGCCCGGACGAGGGCCAGCUGCUGAGUCCCGAGCAAGAAGCGGCAGAGCCGAAGGCGAAUCGCGCAGGAGAGAAGAACAUGAACAACCACGCUGCGUUUGCUUCUGCCGAAUCCUGUCCGAACGGGGCCGAAAAGGAAAUAAAGAUCGUUCUCGCCGAGGUCGUCGCUCCGGAUACGCCGCAGCCGAAAGAUGCAGUGCCAAAAAAUUUGGGCCGGCCGGAGGUAGAGAAUCGUGUGGAAGGUGUUGUUACUGCAGAACUACGAGAACCACAACCAUCGCCAACCGCAGGGGAUGAGGACACCACGAGAAACCAGCAAACUCCGUCGCAGGUGGAACAUCAGUCCUCCACGCCGCAUGCCGCGAGCCCCUCGCGCAGCGCCUACUUGCACGGGACCAAGGUGAAAACCAGCACGUCGGCGGGUAAUUGCAUGUACUCUUCUUGCCACUACGAAGAGGGCUCGCACCUCUACAUUCGCAACGAAGUCUACGGCGAGCAGCAGAUUGUGCAUCCAAGAAACAGCGGAGGAAUUCGGCGACAGUCGCAGGCAGCAGCAUCGUCCUCCGAAGAUGCCUCCAGCGCCGCUGCGCUACAGGACCUGGACGCGGCGGGGUUUGAUAAUGGAAGAAAUAGCAGUGGUUCUACUGCGAUUGAAAGUAACAAGCUGAACACGCACCGGUCAUUUGUCUCCUCAAACCAAUCCGGCACGAACGGCUCGAUGGUCAAGUAUCAGGACGAGGUCGGCGGGGGUCAAAAUUUUGUCGAUGACGACGACUUUUCGAGCGACGACGGGUAUCCUGAGUAAAAACGUCCCCACACCAGAGUUGUCAUGCAGAUUUGCAAUGACAGGAACAUUUGUAAUGCGCAUCGCCAGGAGAGGCAUUUUUAGUCGUGUUUUGGAAUUUGUAAUGCUGUAAACAGGAUAAGCAGAUGGAUUUCUGAUGCAGCUGGCCUUGCGAACCUGCACUACACUACGGACUGCGACUUGUGAUGCGUGACCCCCAAAAGUUCUAGGUUUGUGUUGCAAAAUCCCCAUCUUGACUCUGGUGUGGGGAUGUUUUUACUCAGGAUAACGGGGAUCCGGUCGUCUUGAGUCGCAACCACAUCGAAAGAAUCGACAUUCUCGGGGACCGCUUAUUGUACUGCUUGACCGACAAAAUUUUCGACGUGGAUUUGAAAAGGGCGAGUGGGUCGCUGUCGGAUUUUUCGUUUCUGCACAGCGCCCGGAAGCACUACAAAGCGACUCUGAUGAUGAAAAAGAAACUGGACGAAGAAGAGAUCUCGCUCGGGGAACACGUCGAAGAUGCAGAUGAACCGUCCACAAGUCGAAGUACAACGAGAAAAGCAGACACAAAGAAGAAGGAGAAAGAAGUGGAGAACAAACCUGUAUCCCCCGACGAUGACGUAGUAUCUUCAGGUGGAGCCGAUGAUGCAAGAACAGGUGCCGCAGGAGCUGCUCCACCAUGUUCGAGGAAAGUUCUUUCUGAGGAAGCCGGCAAGAUGAACUGUGGUGCAGCUGCACAUCAUGACCAUGGAAGUAGAACAAAUGAAGAGCGCACGCCGGCAGCAGACAGUGCCAGUGGCGAGAAAAGUAGCCUCACGCUAGCGCGAUCAGUGGAAAGACACCAGGUGCGUGCUGAUGCGUCAGCAGAUACCAAAUCCCCAGCGUCUACUACUGUGACCUCACCAGCAGCUGUUCUUCCAUCUCGUCCACGCGAAGAGGAGGACGACAAAGCCCAGGAACGCGACUUGGUCGAGAUGAAAUCCGCUUCGAACAAGGGUGUUUGCUCUGAAGAAACCGAUCUUCUCGUCGACCCGCAGUCGCAUCACCGUGUGACGCCCAGCACGGUGGCCAACUCCUCGCCGGUGAACAAUGCUCUGCUGUAUACCACGCCGCAGUCUUCCUGCAGCAGCUCCUCUAGCGCGGACGAGGGGGAGGAGGAACCGCAUCACCAGCAGAUCCGUCGACAAUCCGUCGAGUUGACUAGCAGUAGCCUAGACCGGUCGGACGAGGAUCUGGUGCUCUUGCACGACGACGAAGCAGACAUGACUCCGUGCACGCCGCCUGCUACGGGAGGAGCUGUCGCUCAAGGAAAUAAAACCAACGAGGACCGGGCUUUGUCUCCCGUGGCCGCGGCCGGGGAGGCUGGCGAAAUAGAAGUGGUGACGGAGAACAAGAAAAGCAACGGAACUUCCUCAGCUGUUGCCGCUGCUUACACAUGUAUAGAACCUUGAUGUAUGGGGGUCCAAAAUUGAAUCAACCGGAGACACAUGUUUAGUAAGUACUUACCCGACGACCUUCCACAGUCGCAUCCAUGUCGCUUUUCUGUUGUUGCGCAGGAAUGCAGCAUCAUCUUCAAGAAAUGAAAUUGUAUACAGAGCUCUGUAGACCGCCUUUUCUCUGCAUUUACAGCGGACGCCAAUUUUUAUUCCCAAACCAGGCACCAGCCCGCCCGUCGACGGUGCGCUCGUCGAAGAUUCGUCUCUCUGCAACUGCUUGCAAGGCAGCACGAAUGACACAAAACUAACGGAGGCGCACGAGGGGGCCAUUAAUGUCGAGGAGAUUAGUCAUGCGCCCACCAGUUGCUCCGCCGACGAGAUGGUACUUCUCGAGACGGAUCGUAGUAACACAUCCCGAGCUUUAUCGGAGCAGGAGUUUGUCUUGACAGUCCAGGAAGUUGUUGAUACAGAUGUUGAUCAUGUUGAGGAGUUACUGCUAGUAGAAGGAGCGCCCACAACGCGACGAUCCAGAGUUCUGGACGGCGAGAACGUCGCACUAGCCGCUGUUGACGGUGAUGAAGUGGAGUCCGCACCAGUCGAGACGACGCGCGUGGUGGAGCUGGCGGAAGUGACGCAGGAACUGGAAGUGCUCGAGCUUGAUGAUGGUAUCACCGCGACCCUCGACCCAGAUCUGAUCGUCUGCAACGAGGAAUCUCUGCCACUCUCCGUGGACGCAGGACUAGAGCAAACAGGAGAACUACCCGCGUUCUGCGCUCAUCUUCAACACGUGGAUAUUGUAAAUGACAGCCGCGCUACAGCACCGGUAGAAGACAGUCUCGAAGGCAUGGUGCAGCAGGUGGCGGUGGGCAACGGCGCUCCAACGCCAACCUUGGACGAACAAGCAUCCUGUGAAGAUUCGGCGAGCCCGGCGCCGCGUGUUCUUGAGAUGGUCCGCUUGCCAACUCCUGCGAAGAGCGCGGCACCGAUGAAGCAAAUAACUGACGCUACUUCUUCUACAAGCACGAUGAGUGACGAUGUUCCGGUGGCGUCGGCGGUUCGACCUGUUGUAGGCGCACAAGUAGAGCCGGCGGAGUUGGAAAGGAAGGAAGACCAGGAAAACAAUAAAGUCGCUCCGCUGGUGGAGCCCCCGACUAUUACUGUCCAAUUCUGUGCUGGUGACGAGGAGCCGCCCGCCCCGAAUUUAGUACCUCUCCUGACAAAGCGGCUGGAAGCGUCCGAAGCAGAGGCGAAGCGGGAGCAGGAGAUCAACGUCGCACAAAGGAUAUCCUGUGCAAAAGUAUCGUACUCGUAGUGCAAUCAUGCAUUUACAAAUCUUUCUCUUAAGGUAAAUGAGCAUUACAAAUUUUAUUUGUCACGCUGAGGAAAUUUGUAAUGCAUUUAUACGAGUACGAUACUUUUGCAGCUCAUAAAGGAAGCAAAAGACUGCUCGUACGUCGUCGCACGCGCACCGGCACAGGCGUCCGGCAGGCCAUACUACCUGUUCCUCCAGUGACACGACGAUUUUGACGCUUGUUGCGUCACCCAGUGUCAUUUCUGUAUCAAAUGAGGCGAGGAAAAUAGACAAGCCUGACACGGCUGGAGACUCUGCGAGACAAGAAUCUCAAUCUGGAGUUGUUCCUUCGAGCAUUAUUCCGGAGCAGGAUUGCAUCUCCAUGUGCGACAGCAGUUUUCUGGGUUCUUUACAGACACUGAAUGCAGGAGUUUCGACCACGAGCGUCGAGGAUCCUUGCAUGUUGACGCCGUCGCGAUCCUCUCCUCUGCCGGCGUUUGCCUUCGGAACUGAUGUAUACGAACUUGGGAGUGCUCUUUCCGUUUUAUGUUGAUUAUUUCCCCUGCAACUGCAUGACCGAUGAUAGAUUCCCCAGCGAAAGAACGCAAGGCAUUUGAUACGGUGUACAUUUUUCGAAACACAAAAACGAAGACAGGCCAACGGCAGCAACGCAGACCUCAAGGGCAGCGCAGAGCCUGAUUUCACGCUUGACGUGUCACCGCCGCUAUACAAGACGCGCAACACCAAGAAUAAGACCUCCCGCGGACCGACGAAGACCGUGCAAAACAGCUACAGCAACUACGUACCAAAGUCGAAAAAGGGUGUGCUGUCUGCGAGCAGUCGUUUGCAGCCGGCGGCGGUCGGGACGGGAAAUGUAGCUGCCGGCGGAGCUGUGCCAGGCAGUGUGGAUGCGGUACAGGACGAUACUCUUCUCAGACUCAGACACUGCAGUCACAGUACUUAUCAGAAAGAUUUAGCUGUAUAUUGCUGUGAUGCACAUCCACAUUCACCUUUCUUGCAUGCAAUUGCAAGAAUUACAAACACCUUUUUUUCAAUGCAGGUUGUGUCUUCGUCGAUCGCGCCGCGCAACCUACAGAUGCGGUACUCGCUAUGCAAAACGAGCACGACAGAUUUGCGGCAAAGUGUCUCUCCAAUGCGUUCGCCGAUGAAGCUGCCGUCUUACCUCACAGUACAGUGUUUCUUUGUAGAGUUACUCGCUGAAGUUGUUAAGGCAACGCAGCGAACGAUAUAUGUCAUGCAUACUGUGUCACAGAUGAUCAGAUUCAGAUCGAGAUCCGACUCAAUAGGUCAACUCCCUUCCGCAAAAACUACAUACAGAUCGCCGAUUCUCUGCGUCGCUCGGCCGCGCAAUCCGGUGCUAGUUCUCUUCACACCGGCAAGCGCAGCCUGAGCACAGACCCUCCAGUGGCGAAAAGCUUUUCCCCUUUGGACAGUGUGGAUUACUCCCCCGUUUUGUCGUCGCGAACUCAUCUCAACGACAAAAAAUUCCAGCCCCGUAACAGCCGCAUUCCGGAACUCGUUUUACCCCCGCAGAACGUCGCGGGCACGCCUCCCCGGGUGGUGGCGGAAGACCGAGACCUGCACGACAUACGGGACGGCGCUCAUGGCUUCGUACCGGUUCGAGGGGAAAAUUCGCUGCAGACCAAGCACAAUUACGUCGUGCCAGGAGGUGCCGCGCACGGGUUCGAAGACGAUUUCUUCUUCGAGGACAACAACUACGACUCGGGGCGUUACCGUUACGAAGACGUUGCCGAGCAGACGCCGGGACCAGGAGGGAAGGUGGCAAAUAAAUUUGAUCUCCCUUCUCACGGGCGGUCCUCGUCCGAACAAAGAAUUACAACAACUCCACACGAAAAUAAACCCUUCUGCGCCGACACCGCAAUAAAAACUGCUGCGGACGAACAGUCGCUCAGCCCCGAAGACGAGGACCCGCUCCGGGCGUCCACAGCACUGACGAUUAGCCCGUCUGGUCGGCCGGUCUGCCUCGGGAGCGACGGCGUGCGAGUGGAUGGAGACAGAGAGGGUGCGGCUGAUAGUUGUAACUCCGCGUAA
Amoebophrya sp. A120 is the source of this 7724-nucleotide messenger RNA. The record is from the annotation of a GenBank genome assembly. NCBI's taxonomy places the organism in Eukaryota, Dinophyceae, Syndiniales, Amoebophryaceae.